Molecule: messenger RNA, 4775 nt
Organism: Diceros bicornis minor
Lineage: Eukaryota; Metazoa; Chordata; Mammalia; Perissodactyla; Rhinocerotidae
Gene: NEMP2
Product: nuclear envelope integral membrane protein 2
Exons: 9
Coding region: 1770-2915 (381 amino acids)
Cellular component (GO): nuclear envelope
Source: RefSeq, a predicted model, not a curated record
CCUCCGCCGGCGCGGACAUCUUGGGGCUGUAGGGCCGGGAGCAGCCGCCGAGUUCAGUCCGGCCCCGUUCCCGCGUGUUACAGCAGAGGCAGCCGAAGCUCCGAGACGUUUUGAUUUGGCACAGGUGACACAGCCAGUCACUGGCACAGCUGACCCUAGUCUCCCGACUUGCAACACGGGGCUUAAGUCCAAAGGAAUAGCUAGAUAGAGGAAUAAUAAAGUUUUCAGCAUAAAUUGACUAGACUAGAGAAGCUAAGAGCUUCGGCUUUAGAAUCGGACCCAAAUUCCCCAGCCCUAACCUGUGACCUUGAGCAAGAGACACUACUGGCCACGUGUAAAACACGGAUAGUAAUAUCUCACAGGGUUAUUGUGAUGUUUAACGUGUGCACAAUGUCUGAUCCAUAGGAAACCAGAAAUGGUGGCUGCUCGUAGUGUUUUUAUGGGCUGUCUGUGGAGGGCCCUAAGAUCCUGGCGCUGAAGGGGAUGUCAGGAGUUCUAACUCCAGAACUGCUACUAAUUUGCUAUGAGCUUAACAUUUCUAUUUCAUUUUUUUCCCCCAUAAAAUCCUUUAAAAGCUUUGCUGGAAUCACUGUCUGCCAACUUCCCUUCAUCUCAUUGGCCACCUCUGGUUGCAAGGGAGGCAACCAAGUGUGGUCCUUUAUCUAAAGAUGAAGGCAAUUAUCACAUUCUUCCAGAGCUGCCGACUCGGGGGAAUGUUGCAGCGAGUUACACCUUGGGGAACAGCUCUAUACAAGUCUUCACUGAACAGUCGUUUGUUGAGUGUGUACUGUGUGCUGGGCAGUACAUUUAAAAGUACAGUUAAAAGUGCUUUAACUGCAGUCAUAUUUAAUAUCCAUUGUAGUCCUAUGGGGGUAGGUACCAUUUAUGUACCCAUUUUACAGAUGAGGAAAUGAAGGCUUAGUAGUAAUGGAUUUACUGAUGAAAAAAUAACUCAGAUCUGUCUAAGAAGGAGGGUUUCUGACCAUGGCGGCAGCCAGAAAAUUAUAAGUAGCCCUGGACAAACACCCAAAACCUUGAGUUCUUGUUCAGUCAUUACAUUCAGCCACCCACUUAUAGAAUUACCUUGGUCCAGGGACAUAAUCUUUACUGACCAUAGUUUUCUCAUGAGUAAAAUGAAGAUGUUCUAUGGCUGAGUGGUUUCCCAUAUUUUCCUCACCUUUCUAUUUGCCUCAGUGAACCCAGUGUUUUUCAAGAUUUUGUGUUACUCCAUUUAGUGUUAACAGCAUUAACUUCUCUAUUUCGUUAAUCAAAGACAGAUGUAAAUGCUUAUCAGAGCUUCUGUUCUGCCUGGGACAUGCAGGAUGCCCACUGAGUUGGUAAAAUUCUAGGCCACAGCUAAGAAAAAUGGCAACGUCUGUAGCCGAUAGCAACGCUUGCCAUUCCAGACGGGCUUUACAACACAGACUGAGAGACAUCCUGGAUCCCCUGGUGUGGCAGUGACACCACGUUGGAACCUCUGGACUAGACUGGAUCUAAGAACCAUUGCUGCUCUAAAAGUCUGCGGUUUUAUGAGGAACCCUGAGAUCAAACAGUUGGUACUUCUUUUCGUAAAAUAGGAGCCAUCUAUAAUGUGAGAGGCUGGGAUUCGAUGAUGCUUCCUGUUCUAAAAUUCUGUCUGGAACACACACACCCUGCCAUGGAAUGGAGAACAUCCAGACCGAGGCCAGCUUUCUGUCACCCUAUUUGGAAGAAAGUCAGAGGCAGUUGACACAGGAGGGGCAGCUCCAAGGUGUAAAGCUCUGAAGGAAAUGGAUUUAAUUAAAACUUCUGAGUCAGACUGUUACUGCUACAAUCAAAAUUCCCAAAUGGAAUGGAAGUACAUAUGGUCAACUGUGCAGGUGAAAAUUACCAGUUCAGGCCUGCUCAGUAUGGUAUAUAUCACAGAAAGACAUAAUUGCCAGUAUCCAGAAACCAUUCUGUCUUUUAUCAAAUGUGUGAUUCAUAACUUUUGGACACCAAAGGAGUCUAAUGAAGUAACCAUAAUCAUCAAUCCAUAUGGGAAGACCGUGUGCUUCUCUGUGAAGCCUGUCAGGAAGACAUUCAUCUAUAAAAUCAGUGUGACUCGAAACAUUGUGGAUUUCAAACUCUUCCUUGUGUUUGUGGCAGGCGUUUUCCUCUUCUUUUAUGCAAAGGCCUUGAGUCGAAGCCCUAUUUUCUAUUACUCUUCUGGGACCGUGCUAGGUGUUCUAAUGACAUUAGUCUUUGUCCUCCUGUUGGUGAAAAGGUUCAUUCCUAAGUAUAGCACCUUUUGGGCUCUAAUGGUUGGUUGUUGGUUUGCUUCAGUUUAUGUUUUGUGCCAACUGAUGGAAGAUCUGAAGUGGCUGUGGUAUGAAAAGAGAAUAUAUAUAUUAGGCUAUGUCUUGGCGGUUGGAUUUCUCAGUUUCGCCGUUUGUUACAAGCACGGACCCCUUGUUGACGAGAGGAGCAUAAAUCUUCUGACGUGGACACUGCAGCUCCUCUCCCUGCUUCUCAUCUAUUGUGGCGUCACCGUGCCGCAGUUCUCAUACGCAGUCAUGAUCCUCAUCCUGUGUUCCAGGAGUCUGUACUACCCACUGAAAGCAUUUGGUUAUAUGACGUGGAAAAUGAAGAAACGGUUUACAUCAGAAAAGCUGGUGGUUAAGUAUCUGACUGAAGACGAAUACAGGGAACAAGCCGAUGCCGCAACAGCCAGCGCUCUGGAGGAGCUGCGCGGAGCCUGCCGCAGGCCUGACUUCCCGUCGUGGCUGGCCGUCUCCAGACUCCAGGCUCCUAAAAAGUUUGCAGCCUUUGUUCUUGGAGGAAGCCACUUGUCGCCAGAAGAGAUGCGUCUUCACGACGAACAGUACGGCCUUGGGGGUGCCUUCUUGGAAGAGCAGCUCUUUACCUUGAGGACUGACGGUCUCUCUGCGCAUUGACUUCAUUCUGGACAAGGAAGUGGGUAAAGGGCAGGGAUCCUGUGAAAGUUGGGCAGAACUGUUCUAGGGAACAGUGGCAAAAGCAUUUGCUGUGGAGAAAAAUCAAGUCAUUCUGGAAAGGAAAACUAAACUAUAUUGAAGAUAACUUAUCAUUCUUGGCCAGUUCUGCUACUUAUUGGACUGUAGGUGGCUGCCAAGAUUCUGUGAGAGUCCUUACCACUUUCCUUGAAUGAAGACUUUCAUUAGGAAAAAGGGAAUCACAUUGUUCUUCAGGGGGCCAGUUAGCAUGAAUAGGUGCCUUGUCAACACCAGGGCAUUAAAUCUUCUCUUAAUCCCCAGAACCUAUGUCGAAAGACUGCAUUGCUUUUCCUCCAUAUUAUCAAUGUAAGUGCUGGAAGAGACCCGAGCUAUGCUGGACCAGUGUUUUCCAAAAUAUAGUCCACAGGAUACUAGAAAGUGUUAGAAAAGGGAUUCUGAGGUCAACUAAGAUCGAUACAAAGUCAAACAAAUGUACUGCAGGACUUCUCAGAGCCUUUAAUAAUGCCAGCGCACAUUGUGAAUCUACUAAAGAGGAGAAAUUGUGUGCAGCAGUUUCCGACUUAAUUUGACCACAGAACCCUUUUUCGUGAGAUUAAUAUUCCUUGGGACACAUGUUUGGAAAACGCUAAUGAUGGAGGAAUUGAGGUUUGGAGAGGUUACAUAACUGGUCCAUGACCACGACGCUAUUCAGAGGCAGCACUAGGACCAGAACUCCAGCCCCACUGUUUCCUACGACUCAGGUAGAAGGAGACCUUCAAGGUGAGCCCAGGGGCCAUCGCCCUACCCUUGGGUCUCACAAUAUUGGUGACUUUUUAUUUUUUAUUUUUUAAUAAUGGCCAACUAGCUAUUUGGUAACUGUGAUAAAGACAAACAUUUCCUAAUAUUAUAUUUUAAAGUUUUGAUAAGACUUUUAUAGACAUAUAUAAGGAUUACAAAUUAGAAUUAUUUUUUAUAUAUUUUUAUACAUUGAAAUUGCAGGCAUUUAACCUCUUGGGACGUUUUGAGUUGACUGGUCCAUUUUAAAAAAUUGUUUAGUUAUAUACGUUUGUAACAAUUUCCUACAGAACAGAUUUAUGAUCUUUCUUCCAGAGAACACUUCAGUGAAAUGAGGGACUAACCUGAGGAAGGGAGGCCAAAACAUAGGUCUGAGACAGGAUCUGAACGUGGCAAAAUCAUCUAAGGGCUAAAAUGUUGGUAAACUGAUUAUCUGUAAGAAUCAAACUCAGGCUUUUUUGCUGGUGGGAUCAUCAAGAAUAGAUGCUUCAAGAGUGAGGAAUCUCCUUUCACUAGAAGAAGGGUAAUGGAGAAGGGACACACAGAUAAUGUGGGCACCGCUUUCCUGAGCCACAUUUCGUAGAGUUUUUCUAAAUUGUUGAAAAAGAGCAUGGCUACCCAUUUGGAACUUUCUAAAUUGAUUUUCAAAUGCUAUUUCCUCUUUGAAGCAGAGUGUCAGUGUUGCACAGGUCUCUGUUUUUACCAGACACCUUUUACUCUUAGGAGCUUUGCUAUUUUUGUGAAAUGCACUGAAUUCAACCUGUGCUUUCACACAGACUUUGAUUUAAAAAAUCCAAGAAAGUAUCUUCCAUUCAGAUAUGUGUAAACGGCUCUAACAUCAUUUUGUCCUAGUUUAUCUGAUUGUUUUUUAUAACGGUAUAUUUAUUGUUGAUAUAUUAUAAAUGUAUCAGAUGCAUCAGUGCUUGUGCUCACCACACUCACCUCUGAGAGGCAGUCUGUGUACUACAGAGUGUGUGUGUGGCUAACACUCGAACAUCCUGCUGAGUCCCAGGGGACCUCCCAGCCAGGACAGCCACUGGGCCUCAC